AUGUGUCUCAUCUACACAUUCUUCAUGUUGAAGAUGUAUUGGCCAUUCUUCACUGUUAUCAGCACAGCUGCCCUUGGUAUAUCGUCAAAGGUACCCGCACCUCCUGAGCAAGAAUCAAUCGAAGUAAUUGAGCUCCCACUGCCUCCGGUUGCUCCGAGCAACACUACGGGAGCUUGUUCGGUCUCAAUCAAUCACCACCGAACUGGCUGCAUUGGAAAGAUAUCGGAGUCUUUCCAAGCAGGCGAUUUCGCACCUGAUGGCAAGCAUGUGGUGGUUACCGUGGAGUUUGUCGGCGCACCUGCGGCACCAGACCCGGCCAGCAUAUACAGCGGACUACAACUCAUUCUCGUGAAAUCGGAUGGUACGAACUUCACAAAUGGCGACCCAUGGAAAUGUCUGAGCUGUGGUGUUCCCGCCCAGAACGCUCGUUCUGUGGACUCUUCAAAAGACUAUCCCCAUAUCGCUAGAAAUGCUCAACAGGUCCUUUGGGGGCAUAACAUCCUUGAUUGUAGCGGUAUUCCCUUGACCAGCGAUCUCUGCGCACCAAACAAGACCCACAUAUAUCCAAUCUAUUGGCCAGCGGGCAAGAACAGCUCCGGUACACCACGCGAAAUGCGCAUGCACCCAGACGAUGUACAUAUGGGCUGGAGCUCUUUUACCACUGGAGGCGAGUACGCCUACUACGGUCGACUGCAGUUCAAUGCAAACCCAUCAAACGGCACUCUUCGUGUCCCUCGUUAUGACCUGGUCGACGUGAAUUUGCUCGUUCAGCCCAACGGAACCGCCCCUAUCGUGGCCCAAGGUUCCGAGCUCAGGAUUCAUGACGAAGCCAUCUCAGUUGGUGAGCUGCGCGGGUUUAGCGGCUCGGGCGACGAGAUCCUAUACAUAGGAUCAACGCGCGAGGCAAAUAACAUUGAUCUCUUUGCGGUACAUAUCAUCACUGGUGCCGUUCGUCGUCUUACAAGCCACCCCGAAUACGCUGAUCCGAUCGCAUUUUCGCACGACAACCAGUGGUUCGUUUCAAUGGAUACUCGUGGAUCGGACCGGCAAAUGUGGAUGUCGGGGGAACGGUACAUUCCCCCAGUUAUUGAUCUUGUCACGGUGACAGCUGCUUCGUCAACUCGCAAUAAUGGUGCGCGACGCUUUUUUCAGCCAAUCUUAAUCGAUCGCUACGGCGAUCGGGGUGAAUACUUUGGCCAACAGGUCAAUUAUGAAGCCAAUCCGAGCAAUGGAAGUGUCGGCGAUCCGAACUGGAAUGGCAGGGCAGAUCCAGCAUUCUCUCCUGAUGGCACCCAUAUUGUCUAUUGGCAGGCUCUGGUGGUCUCUCCUGCCUGUGGUGGCGAAAACCCAUUACCCUGCCCAGUCUCGACUGCUCAAGGGGGUCGAACCUAUCGCGUGAUGCUGGCACAUUUUGCGAACCGCAAACCUGCGAAACCGGCCCCGAUCUUCGCUGCCCCGGACUAUAUCCCUUGGGCAACACCUUUCCCACCGGGAUCCAGUCCUCCUACCCCGUAUUCUGUACCCGCAGGCAACUACAUUCUCUAUGGUAAAGCCAGUGGUCUUGCGAAGGCGACACUCACAGAGGACCCUCUUUUUGGCUCAAUCAAGGCAGUGUCUAUGAACUACACCAACUAUUCGGAUGAUGGAAAGCACUACCUUAAUGGCUACGAGUCGGUGACAGUGACCCUGUCAACAUCUAAUCCUUGGCUUAACAACCUGGAUUGGAUUUCCAACAUUGUGCAGACUGGUGCGGUGCAUGCACUGAAAAAGACUGGGCCUGGCGGAUUUCAUUUGUCGAUUGAUGCUCUCGAGAAUAUCUUUGAGGCUAAUGGGACUUUGACUACGACUAUUGAUGGCGUGACCUAUCAUCAACCAGCCAAUGGUACAUGA
Messenger RNA from Penicillium argentinense, 1890 nucleotides. RefSeq lists its product as uncharacterized. Bases 1 to 1890 code for a protein of 629 amino acids. The record is from RefSeq and is a predicted model, not a curated record. Lineage: Eukaryota; Fungi; Ascomycota; Eurotiomycetes; Eurotiales; Aspergillaceae. The transcript has a single exon.